AUGCGCGUGCUUGAGGAAAAAAACGCUUUUAUGAGCGACUACGAAACUUUGCAGUUCCUCAUAUCAUUACAGAAUCAACACCGAUGGACCUCUGGAUCAAAAUCAGACAGGAAACACAACAAACCAUACUACCAUCCAGAACUGCAAACGAUAACCAGAGACACGGUAAGGUACAUAACACAGCGUUCCACUACAGCAGAAGACCCAGAAGAACCAGAAACGUCGGACAAGACCGUACCCAAUAACGCCAACAAAUCCACACUGCUGAACCUAACUACAGACCAAUUCUCAACACUAAUGCAAGAAUUAAAUGCUUUCCCACUAUACAAAGCAGAAAAACUACAAAUAGUGAACCAAUUACCAACAAACUUGGUCCAUUUGUAUAGCAUAGUCGAAGAGUGCGAAUCAAGACUUGACGAAGGUCAGGUGACCUCGCUUCUCGAAUGCAUCUCCCGCACGUGCCUCUAA
Messenger RNA from Kluyveromyces lactis, 468 nucleotides. It is a transcript of the gene RPC17, whose product is annotated as DNA-directed RNA polymerase III subunit RPC17. Lineage: Eukaryota; Fungi; Ascomycota; Saccharomycetes; Saccharomycetales; Saccharomycetaceae. Gene Ontology annotation, cellular component: RNA polymerase III complex. Gene Ontology annotation, molecular function: nucleotide binding. Gene Ontology annotation, biological process: transcription initiation at RNA polymerase III promoter. The record is from RefSeq and is a predicted model, not a curated record. The transcript has a single exon. The coding region runs from base 1 to 468 and encodes 155 amino acids.